Messenger RNA from Grus americana (Whooping crane), 3212 nucleotides. It is a transcript of the gene PWP1, whose product is annotated as PWP1 homolog, endonuclein. Gene Ontology annotation, biological process: rRNA processing. The transcript has 15 exons. Gene Ontology annotation, cellular component: nucleus. Bases 141 to 1625 code for a protein of 494 amino acids. The record is from RefSeq and is a predicted model, not a curated record. Gene Ontology annotation, molecular function: protein binding. Lineage: Eukaryota; Metazoa; Chordata; Aves; Gruiformes; Gruidae.
GAGCCCUCGUCGGUGACGUCAUUGGGAGCGCGCCGGGGUCGCUCGCACGUGCCACACCACUCGCACCGCAUCGCUCGCACCGCACCGCUCCGCAUCGCUCGCACCGCACCGCUCCGCACCGCUCGCGUGCCGCCGCCGCCAUGAGCUGCCCCGUGACGUGCACCGCCUGGGUGCGCUGCGGCGUUGCCAAGGAGACGCCGGACAAGGUGCAGCUCGGCGAGGAGGAGCUGAACCGUCUCAUCGAGGAGGCCCAGGACAGGCUGGGGGAUGGCACUGAUGAUAGCAAUGAGGACCAGAUGGCAUCUGGCAUGAAUGUACCCAUUCCUGGCAUAGCUAAGUCUUCUCAGAAAAAUGAAGACAUGUCUGAUGAUGAACUGGGUGAAUAUGAUUUGGAAAAUUAUGAUGAAGAGGAGUACGCAGGUGAUGUAAAACUUGGAGACUCUUUGGCUACUCUGACAGUAUACGGAAGUAAUGAUCAUGAUCCUUACAUCACUCUAAAAACCACUGAUCAAUAUGAAGAGGAGGACUUUUUGAUUAAGCCCAGUGACAAUCUUGUCCUUUGUGGCAGAGCUGAUAAAGACUACUGUAGUUUGGAGGUCCAUGUUUAUAAUCAUGAAGAGAACUCAUUUUAUGUCCAUCAUGAUAUUAUCUUGCCUGCUUACCCUCUAAGUCUGGAGUGGUUGAAUUUUGAUCCUAGUCCUGAUGAAUCACUAGGAAAUUAUGUUGCAGUGGGUAACAUGACCCCAGUUAUUGACAUUUGGGACCUCGAUAUAGUAGAAUCCUUAGAACCAGUCUUUUCUCUUGGAGACAAGAAAGAGAAAAAGAAGAAAAAGAAAGGAAAGAAGAGUUUAUCUUCAGAAGGAACAGUGAAAGAACAUACUGAUGCUGUGCUUGAUCUUUCAUGGAAUAAACAAAGCAGGAAUGUUUUAGCAAGUGCGUCUGCUGACAAUACUGUGAUUUUGUGGGAUAUGUCUGUGGGUAAGCCAGCAGCCAGCCUGAUGCUACAUACAGACAAGGUCCAGACAUUGCAAUUUCAUCCAUUUGAAACUCAGACCCUUAUUUCUGGAUCUUAUGAUAAAUCAGCUGUGCUGUAUGACUGCAGAAACCCACAAGAUAACCACCGAGUGUGGCGGUUUAGUGGUCAGGUUGAAAGAGUAACCUGGAAUCAUUUUUCACCUUGUAAUUUCUUAGCAAGCACAGAGGAUGGUUUUGUGUACUGUCUGGAUGCUCGCUCUGAUAAGCCCCUCUUUACUCUGAAAGCUCACGACGAAGAGGUGUCAGGGCUACAACUAAGCAGUCAGAUCAAAGGGUGCCUUGUGACAUCAUCUGCUGACAAAUAUGUGAAAAUCUGGGAUAUCCUUGGAGACAGACCAAGUUUAAUCCAUUCCAGGAAUAUGAAAAUGGGUGUUCUCUUCUGUGCAGCUUGCUGCCCUGACUUCCCGUUUGUUUUUGCCUUUGGAGGAGAGCGAGAAGGUCUGCGUGUUUGGGAUAUAAGCAAGAUUUCUGCAGUGAAUGAAGUUUUUGGAAACAGAGAGAGACAUGUUCUGGCUAGUGCCAACUCUGUGGCUUGCAGCUCCACAGCCAGCAGUAGCAGCAACGAUUUGGAGACAGCAAUGGAAUCGUGAUGGACCAAGCAUCACAAAAUCAAAGUAAUUCAUGGGACUAUAAUGUACAUUCUACAAAUCCUCCUGUUUGGUGAGAGUUCAUAGAGAUUACUCUAGUGUCUUGCAGUCUGCAGGCUGCUUCAUCUUGGACAAAGAAACAUGGCAAUGUGGUUAAGCUCUAAGUCAGCAGUUCUAAGUUCCUGCCUCUAUCACCAGCUUUGAAAGAUUAAAUCACUUGCUUUUGCCUGAGAUUAGAUCCCUGAAACAGGGGCUACUAUGUGUAAAGUUGAUAUAUCAAAAUGAAAUAGUCACUAGAAAAGCGCUGGGGCUACCAGAAGUUUGUUGAAUACUGCAAAGGUAAAUAUCUUCUAAAGGCAUAAGGAAAAAUACUUCAAACAGCUAUGUAAUAAAUAAACAAAAGCUGAAUGAAAUGACAAGUGUAAAUAGAUAAUUUAUCCUUAAUUUUAGGCUGGAUUUACAGAUUUCUAAUACAGAUUUUAAAAGUUCUUCUAUGUAACUUUAAGUCUUAAGAGUAUUUCUUGGGCAUCCCUGAGUAGAAUCAUGAAAUGUAUUUGCAACAAACAGCUCACCAAUAUCAAAUGAGAAAUAUCCUAGCUGUAUCCUAUCAAGAUCAAGGGUUUCUGUUCCCUGGUUCCACAGCACCUGAAGCUUAUUGAUGAUGCAUGUGUAUUGAUUGGGGUUUUUCUUCAAGCUCCAAAGGUAACAUAUAUAAAGAGAAUUUGAACCGAAGUAAGGAGCUACUAAUCAGAAGAGGAUGAGAGGCUGUAAGGCCACAAAGCAAGGGUAGGGAUCUCAGCUGGUCAGUGUCACUGGUGAAAGCCGUCCAUGUUACGUACUCACGUACCUAACUCCUCCCAGGGAUUUCUGCCUGCAACCGGAAGGCACGGAGGAAAGUUCUGAGUAUCGGCCUAACCACUGACUUAGUUAAACGCUUUGUUUAUAGCAUCAGAAACCUAGUCAAGGAAUGUGACUCAAAACAAUUUCCUCACAUUUUAAAUGAACACUGAAGUGCCUUACCUCAGGUCAGAAGUUAAACGCUACUUGUGUCCUCCUGUGAAGUGCUUCCCUCUCCACGUACUGGAAGGUGUCUACUGAAGUGCUGCUGCUGCAAAAAUGCCAAGGGUAUUAAAGCAACUGGUGCCAAAGCAGCUGUAGUGUCAGCGCAUGUAGUUGACAAGAGCUAACUACAGCUUUCCACCCUACUUCAUUGUAACUCCUUCUGGUUAGGUACAGCAGAUAAAUGGUACCAGUACAAACUGCAGAUGCGGAAAAGGCAGGGCUGUACCUUUCCAGCCUUUGAAGUCGCUGCUCCUAAAUCCACUGUAGCUGUUUCUAGCUUGGUGACAGGUGUUUAGCAUGGCUCUGCAGGAACCAAGAGUAUUUUGGAUGUGUUGGGAUUCCUGCCUCAAUCCUUUCUCUGCCAAGCAAUAGUGAACAAUGUGUGGGGGAAAAAAAAAAACCAAACCCACCCAACUGCUUUUGUGAAGCUUAAGACAGUGAAAGCAGCAGAACCACCUCAGUUCAAGUGCUCUCCACUGAAAACCUGCAAGUUUUUCAAAACUUUCAUUUGCAAUAAAUGCUUUGUGU